Molecule: messenger RNA, 1037 nt
Organism: Pungitius pungitius (ninespine stickleback)
Lineage: Eukaryota; Metazoa; Chordata; Actinopteri; Perciformes; Gasterosteidae
Gene: eif1axb
Product: eukaryotic translation initiation factor 1A X-linked b
Exons: 7
Coding region: 163-597 (144 amino acids)
Biological process (GO): translational initiation
Cellular component (GO): cytoplasm
Molecular function (GO): RNA binding; translation initiation factor activity
Source: RefSeq, a predicted model, not a curated record
GUCGUUCAUGGCGCAUGCGCAAAGUGGACGACCAUAUCAUCGGUUACUAGCUAGUUAAUCGUAGCGUUUGGUCACUUUAGAUCUCACUGUUGUACACAGUUAUUGUUUAACCGUGAGUUGCUGCUACCAAGCGGGAUUAACGUAACCGAGGCGUGAAAGAACAUGCCCAAAAAUAAAGGAAAGGGAGGAAAGAAUCGUCGGCGUGGAAAGAACGAGAAUGAGUCCGAGAAGAGAGAGCUGGUGUUCAAAGAGGACGGACAGGAAUACGCUCAGGUGAUUAAGAUGCUGGGUAACGGCCGCCUGGAGGCCAUGUGCUUCGACGGAACCAAGCGGCUUUGUCACAUCAGAGGAAAACUCCGGAAAAAAGUGUGGAUCAACACGUCAGACAUCAUCCUGGUCGGACUCAGGGAUUACCAGGACAACAAAGCCGACGUCAUCCUGAAGUACAACGCGGACGAGGCCCGCAGCUUGAAGGCGUACGGAGAGCUGCCCGAGCACGCCAAAAUCAACGAGACGGACACCUUCGGACCCGGAGACGACGACGAGAUCCAGUUUGAUGACAUUGGGGACGACGACGAAGACAUUGAUGAUAUCUAAAGACCUGCUGCUGGAGGAGGGGGGGGGGGGGGGGGGGGGUUACCAGAGAAGCUCCCGUUGGAAUAUUUAGAGCCGACCGAUGACCAUUAUUUUUUAUUAAGAUCAGCCUCCGUCAGUCGACGCCUUCGUUCCUCUCGCUGACUCCACUGUGAGGAGGAGGAGACGCUGUCCGCGGGGUGAGGGGGGGGGGGGGGGGCGGCGGCGGUUUGGAUGGAAGGAUCCGGAGGCCGGCUGAUGUUAUUUUGUUUAUUUCUGCUUCUAACAUCAUUUCCAUUUGUGUCUCAUGGGAGGCAGGCGCAUGUAGGAACAUCUUUUAACAUUUAGAGGAGUCACACCGAGGCCUCGGAGCAUUUUAACAAUGUAUUUAUAUUUCACACAGACGUGGAAUUUAGCAGCAAGUACAGAAUCUCUGGGUUCGUCAAUAAAAAGAUAAAACCAUG